AUGGCCAGAAAAAACACAUGCUUGGGUGUCCAUGCAGCUCUAACUGUGACAUUAAUUCUCCUCACCACCAUUAUAGCGGGGGCAGAUGAUGAAACACUGGUUGUUACUGACCACCCCCAAGUCAACACGUGGUUCAAUAACAAUGUCAAUCCAUACAAAGAACGGCAGGGCACGCUUGACCCUGCCCUUGUAACGGCUGAGGUUGGUCAAACCGUCGUCAAGGUUAUGAAAGAUAGAAGUGGAGAAUUCAAGACCAUCACUGGCGCUGUUAAUAGCAUUCCGGUCGACAACACCAAACGUGUCAUUGUGUACAUUGGAGGGGGAGAGUACAAUGAGAAAAUCACAAUUCCACGGAAUAAAUCAUUUGUUACAUUUUAUGGCUCUCCAACAAAUAUACCAACUUUGACCUUUGCUGGCACAGCCCAAAAGUAUGGAACUGUGGACAGUGCCACAGUGAUUGCCGAAUCCGACUACUUUGUGGCAGCUAACCUAAUUAUUAAGAACUCUUCGCCAAAGCCAGAUGGGAAAAGAGUGGGAGAACAGGCAUUGGCAUUGAGAGUGUCGGGGAACAAGUCAGCCUUGUUCAAUUGCAGGCUGAUUGGUUUCCAAGACACACUUUGUGAUGACAAGGGCAAUCAUUUUUUCCAGGACUGCUUUAUUGAAGGCACUGUGGAUUUCAUCUUUGGAAGUGGAAAGUCUCUCUAUUUAAAUACUGAGUUACAUGUGCUGGGGAAUAAUGAAAUGACAGUGAUAAUAGCACAAGCAAGGAACUCAGCUUCAGAAGAUACUGGAUACUCAUUUGUCCACUGCAACAUAACUGGGACUGGAAAUGGCACGUAUUUGGGCAGGGCUUGGAGGACUAGUCCCAGGGUGGUCUUUGCCUACACCAGCAUGUCUGAGGUCAUCACCCCAGCCGACUGGAACAACAAGAACCGCCCCAAACGUGACAGAACCGUGUUCUAUGGAGAAUACAAGUGUUCGGGUCCAGCUUCAAGUAUGGUUGGGAGAGUAAAAUACACCAAACAGCUGAAUGAGGAACAAAUCAAACCUUUCCUCAGCUUGAGCUAUAUUCAAAGUUCCAAAUGGCUGCUUCCUCCUCCAAAUCCAAAAGUGUAG
This is a messenger RNA of Prunus persica (peach), 1116 nucleotides long. Its product is annotated as pectinesterase PPME1. Lineage: Eukaryota; Viridiplantae; Streptophyta; Magnoliopsida; Rosales; Rosaceae. Gene Ontology annotation, molecular function: pectinesterase activity. The coding region runs from base 1 to 1116 and encodes 371 amino acids. The record is from RefSeq and is a predicted model, not a curated record. Gene Ontology annotation, biological process: cell wall modification. The transcript has 5 exons.